Messenger RNA from Chelonus insularis, 1344 nucleotides. Its product is annotated as cytochrome c oxidase assembly protein COX18, mitochondrial. The record is from RefSeq and is a predicted model, not a curated record. Gene Ontology annotation, cellular component: mitochondrial inner membrane. Gene Ontology annotation, molecular function: membrane insertase activity. Gene Ontology annotation, biological process: protein insertion into mitochondrial inner membrane from matrix; mitochondrial respiratory chain complex IV assembly. The transcript has 6 exons. The coding region runs from base 142 to 1332 and encodes 396 amino acids. Lineage: Eukaryota; Metazoa; Arthropoda; Insecta; Hymenoptera; Braconidae.
CAUACGUUAUAACAUGGACUCUACCAGCUUUUUUUGUAAACAUUGUGUCUGAAUUACUCAAAGCAUAUAAAAUAAUGUUCUUAAUCUAUCAAAAUCAUUUUCUAUAUUUUUAUUGAGAAUAAAUUUAUUUGUGCUGGAAUUAUGUACUCUAAACAAGUUUUAAAUAGUGCUAUUAGUUUUAAAAAACAAAACCUAACCUUUCAAGUGUGUUUACGUUACUUGCAUAAACACACAUCUUGUUCUUCUGAUUAUUUAGAUACAAAUUAUAAGAAAAAUACGAGAUGUCAAUUGAAUAUGCAAUAUGUAGGCCAUAGAAAAAUAAAUUUGACACAAAAUUAUGGGAAACAGUACGUUGGAAUAUUUCAAAAAAUACCAAAACAAUUGGUAAAUUAUCAACCUUCAAGAUCGUAUGGAGAUGUUGCACCUGAAUUAAAGCUUGAUAUUCCAUUAGAGCAUUAUACUCCCUUUUUUAAAGUUUUAAUUGAUAGUCCUCCUAUUUUAUACUGUCAAGAAUCUUUAAUUGCUCUGCAUUCUGCAAUUGGCUUACCAUGGUGGGCUACUAUUGUGUUAACUACAAUAGUAGCAAGAACCUUUGUUACAUUACCUCUUACACUGUACCAGCAAUAUAUUUUUGCAAAGUUGACUCUGAUCAAAUAUGAGAUGGAUGAUAUUGUGAAAGACUUGAAAUUACAAGCAACUGCGGCUGUGAGGUAUUAUAAUUGGGAGGAAGCUUUUACAAGAAGUAUAUAUAACCAAACAGUACGAGAAGAGUACAAGAAAUUGGUAAUUAAAGAAAAUUGUCAUCCGUUGAAAGCUUUCAUAGUACUAUUAUUACAAAUACCCAUGUGGGUUAUUUUGUCAGCAUCGUUGAGAAAUUUAUCCUGUAUGUUACCACAUCCAACACCAGCUGGUAUUCAAGCAUUUCAACAACUUUCGGUUGAAGGAUUUGGAUGGAUAUCAAAUCUCACUGCUACAGAUCCUUGGUGGAUUCUUCCUGUACUAAGUGCAACAUGUCACUUAAUUAAUCUUGAGUGUUUAAAUGCUUUGAGACAAGCUGAACCAUCAAAAAUACAAAAAAUUGGAGAUUAUCUUGCUCGAGGUGUCAUACUCAUAUUCGUUCCUAUCUCUGGACUCGUUCCAACAAGUAUGACUUUAUAUUGGACUACUAGCAGUGUGUAUGGGAUUUUUCAAACUUUGGUUAUCUACUCACCAAGAGUUCGAAGAUUUGUUCGAAUACCUGAGACUGAGCUUGAACUUGAUCAUCCUUACAAACAUUUACACGCUAGAUUGAAGAAAAAAUUUUUAUCAAACAAUAAAGAGAAUAAAAUAUAAGUAUUUAUUUAA